Molecule: messenger RNA, 1502 nt
Organism: Dendrobium catenatum
Lineage: Eukaryota; Viridiplantae; Streptophyta; Magnoliopsida; Asparagales; Orchidaceae
Exons: 3
Coding region: 629-1126 (165 amino acids)
Biological process (GO): protein transport
Source: RefSeq, a predicted model, not a curated record
ACUCCCUCGCCGAAUAAAAAAAAAAGCGGGCGGAGGCCGGGGCCGAAUUUUUGGAGCCCACAAGUUUCAGCAGUAUUAUCUUCACAUUGUAUUUAUAAUGCCCUUUCUCAUACUUCUUGAUAUAUGGUGCUGGAGUCAAAAUCUUUCUGUGCAUGUUAUGACCUAUUUAGAAGUUUUGAAUUAUGACAUUAAUAUUUCCUAAAAAUGCUUCAAAGCACAGGCAAUCUUAUCCUUCAUGAUUUGUUUUAUGUAGAAAACAGAAGCAAACCUAAUUCAUCUUUUGAAUGGCAUAGUUUGAAGAAAAAUGCCUUCUUUCUUGGGCUUUGUAGUACUUGAGUUUACAACUCUUGAUUAUUAUGUUUUAUGUCAUGCCUUGUCAGGAACAUGGAUAACUAUUUUUCGCUGGGUUUACAGCAUGAAGUAAAUUAUUAGUGGUUGUGCACAGCAUGCUAUGCAUUAUGCCCUUUUCAUCUUUUUAGAAUUGAUUUUACAAAACUUACAGGAGCUGUCCCGUUGAUCUAAAGGAACCAAUAUCUAGUGUGAUAUUUGCCACAUCUUCACAGGAGCAUCUCAUUGUGACAAACUCUUUCCCAUACUCCAAGGUGUGCAGAUAUACCAGAACUUAUGGAUGCACGUAAGCAGUUUGUGGCAAAGUAUGGGAAAGAGUUUGUCACAUCAGCACUUGAACUUCGACCAGAUUGUGGUGUAUCUUUCCAAUGAUAAGAUUGCUUUAAGUAUUGAGAAAUUAUCAGCAAAAACACCUGACAAAGAGACGAAAAUGAAGAUACUAACUGCAAUUGCUAAAGAGCAUGAUGUCAAAUGGGAUUCAAAGGCAUUUGACGAGGAACUUCAGAAACCUAAGGAGGACCUCUUAAAUGGUUCUAGCAGUUUUGGCGGUGCCACCAAGAUGUCAAUGGAGCCCUUAAAUAUCAAUUUUCCUCCAAAAGUCAACCAGGUUGAAUCAGCCUCAAAACUUUAUCAAACUGAAAUACCAAGCAAACCGACUAGUUUUGACUCUUCUCAUGCUAACUUGAGAUCAACCCCUCUUGUACCACCACCUGCUUUAAAUGAUUCCAGGGAAUCAGGCGAAGCAGAAACUACUUCCCUAUUGGUUACUACAAAGUAAUGGGUAUUACUAGUUCAUUUGAGGUUUGAUGGUUUUACUAUUGUUGUUAACAGAAGGGAAAGCUGGGGUGCCGGAAGUAAGGGAUUCAUAUCGAAGUGAGGGCACCACUUCUUUCAAACAUCCAAUUUUGAAAAUGGAAUUUGAUGAUGCAUCCUCCAUUGCUCAGGUGGCUGCAGAAUCUGCAGAGAGGGAACAUUUCCAGACCUGCUGGUGAACUUGCAAGUAGAGGGAACAUUUCUAGACAGAACUCUAUUGAGUCAAAUGUAACAGCUUUGCUUAGUUGCAGAGAUGAAAGGCUAAAUAUUUAUGUAACAACUUUUCAUUUUGGAGAAGAAAAUAGAUUGGUGCUUUUUACGAAAUCGAUAAAUUUGGUAAA